Molecule: messenger RNA, 2341 nt
Organism: Paecilomyces variotii
Lineage: Eukaryota; Fungi; Ascomycota; Eurotiomycetes; Eurotiales; Thermoascaceae
Exons: 3
Coding region: 37-2184 (715 amino acids)
Source: RefSeq, a predicted model, not a curated record
AAACGGUGGAUAAAAGAGGAAGGAAAAAUCGUAGAAAUGCGGCAGGGGUCGUCAAGAGCAGAUGGGCCAAGGAAAGAACCCGUCAAGAUAACAGACCAGUAUGAUUCAGGACAUUAUCCAUUCCUCAUGCUAUCGCCAGAAGAACUGCACAGCUAUGAAGUCAUACAACGAAAUGAGUUGCACAAGCUACAUCCUUUUGAACAUCCAGUCCCUUUCAUCGGGAUAGAAGGAGGCCGAUCUGGGCGACUGAAAACUUUCGAGGAUGCUUAUAAGUAUCUCGGCCAACAGACCCAGACUUUCCACAUUGGACAUCCACUUGAACCCUCUGAACCCUCUACAAAUAACAAGAUGGAAAAGCCAGUACAACUUCCAGAUCCUAAUUCCACAAGUUCCUACCUGAGAGACCCAAAGUCUCAGGGGAUAAUCAAGAAAAUGACAGCACAAGAAGUUAACUCUUGGCUUUACAGCCUUUCGCCAAAGUAUGAACCCAGAACACUUUGUUCAACAGAGCGAAAUCCUUUCUAUCAUGAGUUGACGACGUGUGUUGCCUUUAUAUGUCAGCAGAUGAUGGCUGCAAAUGAUAAGCUCAAGUCUGCACUUCCAGUCCGGGUCGAGUUUGGUUACGACCAACCUUUCCAAGGUGCCCCCCAACAAUGGGCCAUUAAACUUUUGUUCACCACUGACAUAGAGAUCCUGCUUCCAUUGGCACUAUGUCUAAAGGGUUCUGUUAAAGAUGAAGUCGCUCCCGACUCCCUCUAUCUUCAAGGCUGGACUAUAGACCAUGCCUUGUUGCCUUGCACAGGGCAGAAAAGGAUAAGAAAAAGGGAGAAGUCAAUCAAGUACAUGCAACAAUUUUACGAGAACUCACAGCCUAUUUUUGACAAGUUCAGGUUGAGUCCAGUACUGUAUAUCACAGAUGUUGAUAUGCUGUUUCUUAGAACGCCGGGUUGGCGGCCGCGUCGGUUUUCUGCAAGGUGGACACUAUACAGUACAAUCCUCCACACCAGCUACCGAUUCAAGUCUCCACUAAGCCCUGUGUAUGGAACAUAUAUGGAUAUUGGACUAAUGGUUGAUAAAGUCCUUGAAAAGGGAUCACAAGUUUCUUUCAUAGUCCCACCUAAGCACCCCUUCCAGCUCGUCAAACUGAGCCAAUUUACACUCGACCAUGGGACUUCUGAGAGUAAUAUCCUGUCAGACUCGCUCCACCAGUUUACUGCUGGUGAUACUUCGUCUCAUAUCACUUUGCGAUUCAAGGAUAUUGAAGAUUACUUCUACCAUGAAAGCGCAGUUCCUGACUCUGAAGGAAUAUACCGUGAAAGAUUACACCAUGCGCUUAAGUCGAGCGUGGAAAGAGGUUUCAAUUUUGUGGACAACAAGAGAAAGUGCAUGUUUUAUACGUGCCCGGAGCCUCCAUGGUCCUCAAGAACGUACUACUGUCGCUAUCACUCUGGCGCACUCAUCAGGCAUUUCUUCGACCUCACUCCUUUAUCUAUUGACGUAUCCACAACCGCACAUUCGGAACUGGAAUUAUCGAUCACAGACAGCACACGAACCACCUUGAAGGAACUCAAGACCAUGUUCUUGAGGCCUGAGAAUACUUGGAUCAUGGACUUUGAGUUUAUUUCCAUGCCGGUUAAGUACUCACCAAUCCCACUACAACUUGCAAUCAGACAGAUAGAUGGAAAGCUGCUGUAUUCGGGUAAUGUGGACUACAAAUUGUCCAUGAAGGACUUGGUCGAGAUUACUUCACCGUAUGUCUCAGACAAGCAUGGUAUGAUGGGUACACUAUUCCUGAGAUGCUAUGGAGGUCUCAAAACCAAUGGUGAGACGCCUCCGAAGAUCAGAGACCACCUUCGAGAUGUUUGCGGCUACGACAAAGACAAAGUUCAGCUAUUAUCCUGGUUUUCUGCUCAUGACAUGCAAUGCUUUCUCAGAAUCCUUUCGGGGAAUGAUGGCUUAAUCCAAGACAAGAUGUCUCAUCUGAACGCAUCAAAUUUUCAAUCGAUCAAUGUAGGUAAGCUAUGCCGAGACCUCUUUCCAGGGCUCGCCUCGGGCAGACUUGGGACAGUGCAUCAAUAUCUCGGGAAGAAUACGGAUUCAUCCAGCGGAGAAGAUUACCAUAACGCCUCGUACGAUACUGCAGCGAUGGUGGACAUUAUCAAUGUUCUCGUGGGGUUGGUUUAAGUCCAUUUUGGAAUCCCUGGCACAGAUCAGAAAGUCGACCUAGGAGAAAUCACUAGAUUGUUUCUUAGCCAGUUAAUUGGAAAUAGGGUCAGAUGACAGAGUAUGGGAUAGGGGGGAAUAAAUACGUAUUAUGUUGUAUUGGGUACAUACAUAGUAG